Messenger RNA from Aureococcus anophagefferens, 2754 nucleotides. RefSeq lists its product as hypothetical. The coding region runs from base 1 to 2754 and encodes 917 amino acids. Lineage: Eukaryota; Pelagophyceae; Pelagomonadales; Pelagomonadaceae. The transcript is spliced from 7 exons. The record is from RefSeq and is a predicted model, not a curated record.
AUGCACUCGGCGGAGAGCAUCUCUGGAGGUCCUUCUGGGCUGCUGGGGCGGCGCGCGCAGCGCAUGCACAAAGGGCGCCACAUCUUCUGUCGCGCGGCCUCCAUGGCGCGCAUCAGCGGCCGCGAGCGCGCAUCAUUGGUGCGGCGGGUCGGCGCGGCGGUGGAGCGCCACGCCCCGAAGAUCAUGAAAAUGUCGAUGCUCGUCGGCGCGAUGGCCUGCCUCGCGGGGACGCGCUCGUCGUCGUGCAUGCCGCGGCCCGUGGACCUCGACGAGACGCUGGAGCCGACCUUCACGGACGGCGCGCGCAAGUACUGGCACCUGCGGUUCACAUGUCCGUGCAGCGAGAAGACGGUGACCGUCCGGAAAUACCUCCGGAAGCUGUCCGACGGCGACGACGUGGAGAAGGAGAAGGAGGCGGCGCUGGAGCGGCUCUGGGCGGGGCUCAUCGAUGAGCACGGAGAACACCUGGGCCUCGGGGUCGUCGGCGGCGACGGCGCGAUGGACGAGGACGCGGCGCCCGAGGAGGCGGGGGUCCCAGCAGCAGCCCGCGGGCCCGUCGUUUCGAGCGACCGCAUCGACGAGGGCGUCGGCUCCAGCGACUCCAGCGACGAGGGCUGCGCGGGCUGCGCCAAGUGCGUGACGAAGGACGCGCUGCUCCGCGAGGCCGACAUGGAGAUUCAGAGCCUCCGCGCGAAGUUGUCGACGCCUGGGGCCGCGUGGGCCAAGACCGUCGAGGCGCUCCCGAACCGCACGCAGGGCAUGGCGAAGAAGGGUUUGGCGCUCAUGGCGCGCCUCGAGCCGACGAGCACGCCGCGCGCGAACGGCGGACCCGACGGUAGCGGAUCCGACGACGACUCCAGCGACGAUCCGGAGCCCCCCCGGCCGCGGCGCCGGGUCACAGCCGCUCGUGUCGACGAGCCAUCGGCGGGGCCGGCGACAGAGGCGAAGGCCCGUGACGUGAAUCCUGUGCUCGCGGCCCUCUUCGUGCACGGCGGAGGCGACCAGAGCCGGACCGCGGCGAUCCUCCAGGCCGUCGUCGCGCGAGCAGGGAAGCUGCUGCGACUGGACUUGAAGGAGAUCAAGGCCCUACGCGCCAUGGGCCGGGCGAUCAAGGGCUACUUCUCGCUCGCGGCCCUUCCGAACGGCGGGACGCGUCGGAAGUAUGCCCAGCAGAAGGUGGACGCGGUGAUGGAGGCUGUAACGCCGGCGGAUGGCGCUGCCAAGAACUUGCUCCGGGGCAUCUCGCGGGUCUGCUGCGGCGACAACGUGAGCCACAGCGUCAUCGGUCGCUUCUCGAACGCGGCGGAUCGACGGAAGCUACAAGACGACGCGGGCAAGCUCGCACGCCACCGCAUGCGGGCUCUGCGCUCUGAUCUCGUCGACCUCGCCUGUGCUCGUGAGUAUUGGCACCAGAACGACGACGUGCGACUCGACACUUUCGCGGGGAGGUGCACCAAGAAGGUGAAGAUCGUCACGGUCCAGGUCGACUCCGACGGGCGGAGGACGCUCGUCGUGAAGGAGGAGCACCACCAGCGCCACACGAAGCACGCGGGCGAUUUGGAGAUCUACCAGGCCUUCCUGAAGUCGGCGGGCUACGCCUCUCACCUCGCCGCCCAUCCCAGCCACAAGAUCUCCUUCACGCUCUUCAAGCGGGCCAAGUGCCCGUGCAUCGGCGAGCCGCACCAGCGCGAGUGCGCCGACGAGAUCAAGACCAGCAUGAGGGAACGACUGCUCGCUCUGAACCGCCUGCGCCUCUCGGACACUGACGUCGAGGUGAAGCUCCGCGAGUACCGGCUCCAGCCCCGGACGGUGAAAGGCGAAGACGACGAGGGCAACAGUAUCAGCUCCACCAUGGCCGUCAAGGAGCUCACGGAGGUCAUGGUCACGGGCAGCAAGGAGGACCGCCGCUGGAUCAAUGCGAACGCGCGGCGCGACGUCAUCAGCGUCCCCCAGCCCUACGACCUCUUCACAGCGGUCCGCGAUGGUCGGCCGAAGCCGAGCAUGGACUGGAACGCCUCACCUACGAUUCUGGCGAAGAAGUCGACGCUCUCCUUGGACAAGUACUUCUACCGGUUCAUCACGUGGACCCAGGACGACCCCAUCGGAGUCGACGACGACGACCCCUGCUCGUGCUCCAAGUGCCGCGUGAAGGACUACGACAACUGCCGCUACAAGGCGUGGACCGCGGCCCCCGAGAUGCGCCAGAGCGACGGCUGGACCCGCACGACCAUCAUCCUGAAGCCGCCCUCCGGCGAUGACCGCUCGAGCGCGCGCGUCAUCGCCCAGGGCCUGGCGGAGAAGGACGCUCGUCUCGCUGCCCUCGCUCCGAAGAUCCGCAAGGGCGAUGUGGUCGCCUUGGGCAUCUCUCAGAGCGAACGUGACGCCCAGGGCGUCGACUUCUACCUCGCCAAGGUCGUCGUGCCACCGGCGCGCGCGGACAACCAACGUCGGGUCAACGGCUCGGGGCGCGACGGCUGGAACAUCAAGAAGGGCGAGUUCUGCUUGACCGUGCGCUGGUUCGACCUGAAGCCGUGCGGCUACUACGAGGACUACGGGUCCCAGGACGAGCAGCUCCUCGAGAUGGUCAUCGCGGUCGGCGACGGCGCCGCGCUCGUGCUCGAGCCCGCCCCUCGGAAGGGCAGGGCGCGUGGGGCCCCGGCCCAGUUCCAGCUCGCCAAGGCGUCCGAAGCGGCCAUCCACAACGAGAACUUGGACAAGUACGUCGACCGGGCCGCGGCGGGCUCAUCUGCCUGA